UUUACAGUCAGCACAACAACAUCCACAGCAAGGUGUGUGUGAUGCCCGAGCUUUUACCUUCAGACAAGACCUUCAGUCGGCUUGUUAAACAGCCAGGACUGACAUUCAGCCUGAAAGGUCAAACGCUGUGAGGGUGGAGUCCAAUGGAUCAUGGUGGUCAGUUUGAGAUAAAGGGCAGAGUAAUGUCUCAUGUGCCUGUGGACGGGGUUGACCUCUGCGAUAACCUUCCCAACACAGAACAUGUCACUGCUCAAUCUGGAAACGUCAACGACACAAAGACACUCACACAGAAUCAGAGUGAGGAGGCGGGAGGGGGCAGGCUCAUCCAGAAAAACUCCUUCAGCAACAAUGGGAAGAAUGAGGAGGACGACGAGGGUAGGGAAGGAUACUCAGAGGAGGAGGAAGACUUUGAUGAGAUGAUGAAAGAUGAUGAGGAGGAGGAAUCGAGCAGUCUGAUCCACUGCCAGUCUCCAGACACUCCCAUGACUGAUUCUUCAUAUUCAGAAACUGGCAGUUUGUUGGAGACUCCAUAUCCCUUCAGCCCUGGGACCAGUCCAGAGCCCACAUCCCCUGUCAUUCCAGUGAUCAGCCCAGAAUCCUCAUAUCCCAUCAGUCCGGUGGACUUCAGUCGCAGUGACGUCAAAGUGGACCCUGAUGUGUCAGUUGCCUUCACCACGGGGCCUUUAAAGUCUAAUCCACUAACUACAACCUCAGACACAAAGGCCACCAGUCCAACGGAGCCGGAGUGUAUCACCGAAGCAAAAAGUACAGACUCUGCUGUAGUACAUGUUACCUCAUCUACAGAGCCUGUUUGCAACCACGAGCCUGACACUUCACAUGCAGGACCUAUCACCUCUACUGCAGAGACAUUCACAGUCACAAGUCUCAACACCUCCAUCUCUUCCACGACCAUGUGUGCACCAACUACGGCCCGUGCAUCCACCACAGGGCCUACAUCUACUGGGACAGAAUCCACCUUCACCACAGGACCCAUGACUUCCUCGUGUUUGUCAGUUUCUACCUGCUCACCUGGGAGUAUUCCAAGCCCUGCUCUACUGAAGGCCCUUGAGCAGUUGGCACAGAGAGGGGAUGACUCUCACCUUCCUCAUUACCUUCACCAGAUUGCCGAGGCCUUUGUCCUUCACAGAGACUACCAGCGAGCUUUAUGGUGCAUCCAUCUAGAGAGACUCUAUCACCAGAGGUUACUGGACAACCUGAAUAUACUACAGCAGCAGUGGGAGAGUCAGUGUGAAAGGACUUCGUCAGACCUGGCAACACAACAUCUGGACCCUCUUACACAUAUCUGCCAGACGCACAGUCGGCCAAGUGGUUGUGAUGCUGCGUGUUCAUCUCUGGACUUUCUGAGGCCUACAGAAGAAAGUGAUUCACUGCCUUCAUGUACCUCAGGCCACCAGGUUGACAGAGGGGCAGAGCAGAUAGCCAAAGACUCCUCCCGUCGUCAGAUCAGUGACUCAGUCAUAACCUUUGAUAAUUUGCCUGAUAAGCUCAGUUUCCCUGACGUUUCAGAUCAGCACAGAGAAAACCCAGAGAGCGAGGUGGAAAAGAGGGAUGGUCCCUGUGGCUGUCAGCUGACUGAAGAGCAGAGCAGUGACAGGGAGGGAGGAGUGGGUCAUACCACUUCAACCAAAGGCAAUGGUCUGCACCCCUCUACAGCUGGAGAAAUGGAUCAGCCCAAGCCCGCAGAGCAGCAAGGAGGAGAUUUAGGUCUCGCAGAGGAAAAGGAGGCAAAAAGGGAGGAGGAGCAGGGGGACGUGGAGGAAGCAGCAGAGGCUUUGGAGAUGGAAGAUGAGGGAGAGGAAGAAGAUGAGAAGUGUAAGGGAAGAGACGCUGCGCUUUGUCAGACAGCUCUCCCAGUGGAUACUCUGGUCAGUGGGACAGAGGUGGAGGUACAACAGCUACACCAGGAAGCCCGGGCUGAAGAGAAACGACACGAGGACAACCAGGUGACCACUGAAACCUGCCUCCACCAGGAGGCCCACCUCACUCAGGAGGCUCAUGUUGAGCAGACAGGGCAGGAAGAGGAGGAGGAGGAGGAAGAGGAGGAGGAGUAUGAAUAUGAAGUCGAGCCAGCUGACAUCAUCAGAGAAGCUGCUUCACUGGAUGACAUGGCUAAACUCAUCACUGUAGAAGACAUGUCUCCUGCCUCUGGCCUGGUCUCCAUAUUGAAGAAGAGGAGUGUGCGUGUGCACACCGUGACUUUGUCUUCAAGCUCAGAACCCCAGCAGGAGAAAUCCACUGCCAAAAGACGAGUUCGCUUCAAAGUUCCUGAGGACGAUGACCAAGAGGUUGGCAGUAGUGACUCCUGCCUGCUUCUCUUCCUGCUGUGUCUGGUCACUGUAGUAAUCAGUGUGGGUGGCACCGCCCUGUACUGUGCUCUGGGUGAUGCCCACUCCUCCGUCUGCCAGGACUUCUCCCGAAAUGCAGACUUCUACAUUGGGCAGAUACAGCGUGGAAUGGCUCAUAUCCAGCAGUGGUUCAGCCCCGGGUUGUAGCAGCGGACAGUGAGUUAGCACUGUAGAGCCUCUGCUGGCCUUACUCUUUUCUACUGCAGCUGCCUCUGCUGGUUACUUGGACAAUGUUUUUGGAGAUAAUGGUGCCAGAGGGUUCCCUCCUGGUGUUUGGAGUAAGUGGCUUUUUUUCGCUGCCUAAUUGUCAAAGGAUUAGAUCAGACACAGUUAGCAUAUGAGUCUGUUCUCUGGCAUUUCUUAAUGCACUGUAAAUAUAAUUUUAGGUUUCUCAGAUACUGAAAGUCAUAGAUAAGAUGUCCCAUAACAAUAAGAGCUGAGAUUUGUCUCCAUAUGUACGUCUACAAUCGAAAAGCGAGUGUCGAGAUGUUUUGGAGUAGAGCUGUGUGAGGUACACGUACAUAGUCAUUAUAUUUCAUGCAGAUGACUGCACUCUGUGGACACUUUUGCUGAGAAGCAGCAAAGGGGCGAGUGGGGCACAAGCUCAUUGAUUGUGGCUGCAAUCGGGGGCAGCAGCAAAAACAAAAAUCAUUUUAGCCACUAAAAUAACUCGCCUAAUGAAAUCUAGAUCACUGUUAGUGUCCUGAAAUAGUCCACUGCUUUACCUUGCUGUUUCACAGACAGUCUUUUCCAACAUGUAACUGUAAUCACCAAGUUUGUGUCACUCAAAUCCAAACAGCGAUGUCAAAGUCACACACGAGGACAAAUGACCUUAGUGAUGGAGGCACCAUUAGACCAACAUCUUCUGCAUUUUCUGAGUCAAAAUUAUUAUCUUUGCCAUUUUACUUUACUAACGUCAGUUUGCUGUCGUAAAAAGUGAAACAGCAACUGGUCUAUAUUUAAGAAUAUAAAACACCAGAAACAUGUUUUCCCUUGAGAGAGCAGCGAGAAGAAGAAGGGAAAGCAGUGAAAGCAUUUUGUAAAAUAGAUUUUGUUCAGUGAGUCUUUUAUUCGUUUUUAGUCUAGUCUAUUUAUUAAGUUUUCUCAUCCUUGGUUGUAGUCAUGUUUUAAUGAGCUUCUUUAUGUACCCCCUUUCCCCACCUGCCUCUUGGCAUAGGGAGCACAAAAAGCACCUGUAUGUAACACACUGACUGUUCAAGUACGUCAUGCAACCCUACUACAAAAAUCCUGAGCUAUCCUUUCAAGAUUAAAGAAAUCACUGGUUGGUAAAUCAGCGAACAUCAAGUGAACAAAACCUGAACUCAGCCCUGGACAGAAUAAAUGUAAAUGUAAAAGCAGCUGUGACCCACACAGAUGGAAAAAAAGAUGAAAUGUAUGUAUAAUGUACAGUAGAGUUUGUUACCUGUGGGGCACAGAGUUGCUCGUGUCCCACAAAUUGCACAAAUGGGACGUGGCCCACUGGUCAUUUUACAAACUGCUACAACCACUGGUGUAGCUUUUAUUGUUCAUUUUUUUAAAACUCACAAAUGAAAAUUUAAAACAAUGAAAUGUUAAUGUCUCAAACCUUUGGAUGAAUGUUUUUUUUUUUGGGGGGGUGAUCAUCGUUAAACUUUGCUUUGUGUAAUCUGGAGGGCAUUUCUACUGUUGAUUGUCAGAUUUAACAGGGUUUUUUUUCAAAUCUGUGCUGCUCAUGGACAGCAGGAACAUCAAAUGUGUCCCAUGGGGGAAGGUUACAUUGCAGGUGUUAUUGCAGUUCAUGUAACAUUGCAGAUUUUAAGUAUAUGUAGCACUGGCGGUCGACGAGCAGUUGCUCAAGUAUUGUAACAUGUUUCAGCCUUACGCCUUGUUUCCAUGUAGCUCUGUGUUCAUAUGAGAGUCAACCGAAAGUCAACCUCCUCCCCUCAGGUAUUUCUCGAUCCAGAAUUCACCCGUAUGAAAAAAAAUGUUGUUGCAUUUUGGAAGACCUGACGCACUUUGUGUCACAGGAAGUCAGCAAAAAACAAACUAGCCAACAGUUUGUGUUAGUUGAUUCAGUUGUUUUGCUGAUAGGCACACUGUGUAACACUUGUGUAGUUGAAUAUAAACUUAAUCUGUCCAUUUCAUUUGUUAACUUCCUGUCUAUUAACUUUCCCCUCUUUCCUCCCUGAGCAUUUAUUCACAGACAGACAGAAAGCCUAACCUCACGAGGACCAGCCUCCUUGUGGAGUUCUGGCUCCUGAUUGGAUAAUGUGUUGUGAGAUACUGCAAAUGUUUGUCGGACCCAUGUCACUGAGCUACCGCUCUAGAUUGUCAGAGACAUAGUUGAUUGUUAACUCUCAUCUCUGGGUGGUUAUUUACUAAUGUUGCUUGGAUGGUAGCUUUCUGUCCACCUGGAAUAGCAGUCUUUCCACUUAAGGUGUCCAAAGGAGGUUCUCUCUCGGAUCACUUGAUUUACGUUAUGCUGAAAGGUUUUUGUGGAAUUAUUCUGCAACUACAACUAAAUUAUCUCGCCUACCUCAGCUUUAACCACCACUUUUAUAGCAAUAUCAGGGGCAUUUGAUAUUACACAAAACCAGGCAGUAAAAAAACCACAACAGAAUCUUCCUCUGUGGCUGCGGUGGCGUCCAUCGAUACGAAUGCUUUUCUUUGCGUUAAACUCCAUGGUGCUGACUCUGUAAAUGAAACAGAAGGACAGGCACGAGACUGUGGAAACGGGACAGCCGCACUCUCAACGUCAACAAUGAACUUUCCCCUCUGCACACGUUUGACAUGCGUGUCCUGUUGCCGCCAUUUGCCAUGUAGCUACCACCGAUAGAUCUACAGCGAACUGACGUAGCCGCCCCUGGAGACUAUAAGCCAAACCAACCGUUUGUAGUUUUCAGUGAGCUUUUCUUAGCUUUGUGUAUCAUAUGCAACGUAAACAGGAACAAACCUCUGCACCUCUGUAUAUAUAGGCAGAAGAAUGUUUUACAUGUUGCACAUGGGACUGGUACGAUUUUUUUUCCCCUUCAAAUUGAUAUUGCAAUAUUUUAACACAUGGCUUUUUUUUGGUCCUGCACUAAAUGUGGGUUUUACAUGAUUUAACACAAACUGCAUUCAGAAAAAUCAAUGUCUUUAUAGUGUCAUGAUUAGCCUAACCUACAUAAUUGUGAUUCCCAUCACAUCACUGUACCUUACAGUCCGGUAAGAAACAGAGUUUCAAUGCAUCAUGAAUAGGAUACAGACAUUUAAAGUGGAAACAAGAAUCUUCUAAGUAACAUCAUUACAAGUCAUGUGGUCCAGGAAUGACUGACAAAAUGCUGGCUCCCCCUUGUGGCACUAAGAAAUAAAUCACUUUACUAUAUGUUGAUGAAGUAAACGGCUGUUUCAAGCCUCUCACAUGAAAUUAGGGCUGCAACUAAGUGGCAAUGUUUCUCAAACCUUGUAACAAUGAUGUUCUCAAAUGUCUUAUUUAGUCCACAAACCAAAAUGAUUCAGUUUGAAUGCUUUCUCUGUUAUUUGGAGCAAAGAAACAAGACAAUAUUCACAUUUAAGAAGCCGAAAAAUCAGACAAACAAUAAAUUUUCAAAAUAUUUGAUUAUAAUUUAGUAACUGAUUAAUAAUCAAGUAAUUGUUUCAGCCCUGCAUGAACUAUUUAGGAUGUUCCCCAUUAAAGAAAAACGAUUAUAGUUCAAUCUCUUCAUUGUACAUUUGCUAUGCACAGAUCAGCCCUGGGUGUGGAAUAUUUCAGUAAAAAACAUGAUAAAUGGGAAAUGUAGGUAAUAACAUUUAUUCAGUACGGUAUGGGUUGACAUGUCAGCCCAGGUCUGUUUACCUGUAUGUUUGCAGUUGUUGUGCACAUGUCUAACUCAAAUGUGUUCAAAUCUGCUGACAUUUGAAGUUUUGUGUCCUGUUUUUUUUUCCCCUUGUCAUUCUGUGUUGAAGUGGAUGCCAUAGAAAAGUGCCCUAGAAAAACCACAUAUCUUGCAAAGGUCACAAAGCAAAGAUGUCUCUUUAACUAUGCAUUUUACCAGAUGAAGAUAAAACUGUUUGACACUCGAUGAGGCAAAUACAAAAAAUUAAAGUGAGAUAUGAGGUUUUCCUAGGAAGUUGGAAUGGUAGGUUGAGUCUUGUUUUUAUUUGCACAAGUCCUCUGGCUGGUUCAGAUGACUAUCACUCAGAAAACCUCCUAUUUAAUCUUUUAGAUAAUUUUACAUAUUUAUACUACUAAAAAAAAAGAUCUUUGCUUGAUUGUUAUCAUUAUAUGUCGCAUAGGUUUUUCAUCUCAUAUAGCCGUUGCUUGUAAGGAGGCUUUGUCAGGAAUUUUGAUUUAUUGUUUUAUAUAAUUGCUGAACACUUCGUUCCUUGUCGUGAAUGGGUUUUUUUUAAAUCACGUUUUGAUUUGGGGAAUUCCUGAAGAUGAUUUUAAACUGGUCAGUUUGUGCUUUUGCUGUCAGUCAUGUCCUCUUCACUAACAGAUGGUGAAAUGUUUCUUCCAGCUAAAUACAUUUUUUUUUCACAGCAUGAAGCUAAUGAUUGAAAAACGUGUUUUGUGUGAGAAUGAGUGCUCUGUCACUGUUACCAACUCAUUAAAAAUUGUUUUAGGAAUUGUUUAA
Molecule: messenger RNA, 6961 nt
Organism: Solea senegalensis (Senegalese sole)
Lineage: Eukaryota; Metazoa; Chordata; Actinopteri; Pleuronectiformes; Soleidae
Gene: cnsta
Product: consortin, connexin sorting protein a
Exons: 13
Coding region: 144-2513 (789 amino acids)
Biological process (GO): positive regulation of Golgi to plasma membrane protein transport
Cellular component (GO): transport vesicle; trans-Golgi network; plasma membrane
Molecular function (GO): connexin binding
Source: RefSeq, a predicted model, not a curated record